Penicillium chermesinum is the source of this 1824-nucleotide messenger RNA. RefSeq lists its product as uncharacterized. The record is from RefSeq and is a predicted model, not a curated record. Gene Ontology annotation, biological process: positive regulation of transcription by RNA polymerase II. NCBI's taxonomy places the organism in Eukaryota, Fungi, Ascomycota, Eurotiomycetes, Eurotiales, Aspergillaceae. The coding region runs from base 1 to 1824 and encodes 607 amino acids. Gene Ontology annotation, molecular function: DNA-binding transcription factor activity, RNA polymerase II-specific; zinc ion binding; sequence-specific DNA binding. The transcript is spliced from 4 exons.
AUGUCGCGUCCAUUGAAGCAGAGAGAUAUUGCUUGCGCGCGCUGCUUCCGCUUGAAGCGCAAAUGCGACCAUGCUAAGCCUACCUGUGGGGAAUGCCUUCGUAAAGGCGCGGAGUGUCUCCCGGCUCGCUCUCGACGAUCUGGAGAUAGCGUGACAAUUCCGCUCGCAUACUUGAAAGAACUGGAGCGGCGAGUUGCCGAGCUGGAAGAUAGCUCUCGGAAGUCAGGGAGUACCGUGGAGCUUUGCGAUGGAAGUAUUCAGACAGAUUCCAUUGAAGCUGAACGGGGCGCUGGUCUCUGUAUGUCUUCGGCGAAUACUCCAAGCAACUCUUCCAUAUGGACAGCAGACCCUACCUCUGACGGAGGCGCCAUGACGCCGCGGUCUCCGUCGCAAAUAAACCCCAGGCUACCUUGGUCACCCCCAAUUCUACAAUCAGCAUCGAAAGAAUCACUGACCGAGAGCGAUGCAUUACUCCAGCUAUACACCACACUUUAUUUCUCAAUAUCGCAUCGCGAGUGGCCUUUUCUAAACGAAUCAGCAUGGAAACUAUGGCAAAGAGACGAGCACGUUAAUGGAAGUGCAUGGCACCUUUUCUUCCUGCGGAUGGUAUAUGCCAUCGGCGCCUCCCUUUGCAGCAUCAUGCACGGCGAUGAAACACAUUCGCGUCGGUCAAGGGAACUCUACAGCUCGGCUAUGGAUUACUAUCCUCACGUCGUCGGGCAUCCGUCUAUGGUUCUCCAGGUCCAAGCCUCGUUGCUUCUUAUUGUGUAUGCUUUGCACUCUCCAUCCUCUGAAGACAUCGCCACAACCGUGUCUUCGAUAGUGCCUUUCUGCACAGCAGCGAUGACGGAAAUCCGGAAACACGCUUGCGCCAACCCGGAUGGCCAAAUCAUUGCUCGGUCGGGGGAGCCUUUAACAGAAGACAUGUUUAUUGCUUGCUAUAUGCUGAAUGUCAUUAUUACAUCGGGGUGGGAUCGGCCCGUAUCUGAUGCCUAUCGCACAGUUGACGAUGACAUGCGCAUGCUUGGUGAUAGCAUCCAACCGCCGCCAAGUACGAACCCAGCCCUGAGCCAUCUCUUCAGGCUGCGGAAAAUUCAGUCAAAAAUUAAAAGAUCUUUGGAAGGCUCUCAGUGGCAAUUAUUCGAGGACAGGCACGCGAUCAACGCUUCAAUUAAGGCAGCGCUCAAGAUAUGGCGACAGGACAUUCCUCGGUUCAGCAAAGCAAACGUGGAGGGUGGCUAUUACCAUCCCAAUUGGAUGGCCAAAUUGUACGACUAUAGUAUUUUGAUGUUGAUGGAGGAGAAGCAAAACUUUCUCGACCAAGAGGGGACCGAAGACAUAUUCGCCGCAGUGGUGGAAGUAUGUAUAGAGUAUCGCCGCCUUCAGGCGGAAGGGCAUGUUUUGUGCUUUACAUGGUCUGCACUGGUAUAUCAGUUUCGUGCUGGAAUUAUGCUUCUUUAUCUGAUCUGGGCUACUAGACCCAUCGCGAGAAGCCUCGACGACGACAUCAGCCUGAAUUACUACUCCCCGGAGGCGAUCAAUGCAUGCACCAAGAGCAUGGCUUGCUUUGCGGAUCGGUGGAGAGAUGCUCUUCCUUACUCCAAGAUCUUUGAAUUCAUACAGCAGCAAAUAUUGGGGACAUCCGCUCAGGCUGCUCCAGGCCUUAGCGAAAGCACGAUGACCCUCGAAGAGGCCGAGAUGUACCUUGAACAGCUCAAAAAGAAGUAUCUUCAUAGGGCCAUUCUUGGAAUGAUUGAAGAUAUGAUGUACGUUGGCGUUGUGCAAUAUGGGGAAGCCGAUGAGUUUAUGCCCGGCAUAUUAUAG